This is a messenger RNA of Nicotiana tabacum (common tobacco), 519 nucleotides long. Lineage: Eukaryota; Viridiplantae; Streptophyta; Magnoliopsida; Solanales; Solanaceae. The record is from RefSeq and is a predicted model, not a curated record.
AUGGAGGAUAAUAAUGACUUGUUCAUUUUGGCCACUGAUAAUGAUGACAAGAAGAAGAGAAACCCUAGUUAUAAUAAUAGGAGUAGUACUAAUAAUAACAAUGAAAAGAUCAAAGGGUCAAGUACUUCAAUGAGAUGUUGCCAAGCUGAUAAGUGUACUGUUAAUUUAAGUGAUGCCAAACAGUACCAUAAGAGGCAUAAAGUCUGUGAAUACCAUGCAAAGUCUCAAGCCGUCGUCGUCGCCGGACUCCGGCAACGGUUUUGUCAACAAUGCAGCCGAUUUCACGAGGUGGGAGAGUUUGAUGAAUCGAAAAGGAGUUGCAGGCGGCGUUUGGCUGGGCACAACGAAAGGCGAAGGAAGACUAGUACUACUUCUUCAUCAUCUGAUCAGUGUAAUGCUGAAGUUUCAUCGAGUAGAAAAUCCAUAAUAGGGUCAGACACUCAUCAGAUAAUAAACUUCCAAGAAAAUGCUGCAGCAGGUUACAAACAAUUUCAGAUUGGAUAAAAAAAACCGAGGCAA